Molecule: messenger RNA, 1159 nt
Organism: Mesoplodon densirostris (Blainville's beaked whale)
Lineage: Eukaryota; Metazoa; Chordata; Mammalia; Artiodactyla; Ziphiidae
Gene: ITM2B
Product: integral membrane protein 2B
Exons: 6
Coding region: 190-990 (266 amino acids)
Biological process (GO): negative regulation of amyloid precursor protein biosynthetic process
Cellular component (GO): extracellular exosome; plasma membrane; Golgi apparatus
Molecular function (GO): amyloid-beta binding
Source: RefSeq, a predicted model, not a curated record
GGGGGAAAGCGAACGGUCUCAGUCUUCGUCCGAGAGCUGCGAGGCUGCCGGGCUGGUACAGCAGUAGACCCCGCCGCCGCCGCUUAGCCGUGCUCGGAACCCGGCCGAGGAGGCUGCAGUCGCAGCCAGGAGCCCGCAGCCCGCGCCCCGAGCCCACCGCCGCCCUCCGAGGGCGCCCCAGGCCGCGCCAUGGUGAAGGUGACGUUCAACUCGGCUCUGGCCCAGAAGGAGGCCAAGAAGGGCGAGCCCAAGAGCAGCGAGGAGGCGCUCAUCAUCCCCCACAACGCGGUCGCCGUGGACUGCAAGGACCCAGAUGAAGUGGUACCAGUUGGCCAAAGAAGAGCCUGGUGUUGGUGCAUGUGCUUUGGACUAGCCUUUAUGCUUGCAGGUGUCAUUCUAGGAGGAGCAUACCUGUACAAAUAUUUUGCACUUCAACCAGAUGACGUCUACUACUGUGGAAUAAAGUACAUCAAAGAUGAUGUCAUCUUAAAUGAGCCUUCUGCAGAUGCCCCAGCUGCUCGCUACCAGACCAUUGAGGAAAAUAUUAAGAUCUUUGAGGAAGAUGAGGUUGAAUUCAUCAGCGUGCCUGUCCCAGAGUUUGCAGAUAGUGAUCCUGCCAACAUUGUUCAUGAUUUUAACAAGAAACUCACAGCCUAUUUAGAUCUUAACCUGGAUAAAUGCUAUGUGAUUCCUCUGAACACUUCCAUUGUUAUGCCACCCAGGAACCUAUUGGAGUUACUUAUUAACAUAAAGGCUGGGACAUAUUUGCCUCAGUCAUAUCUGAUUCAUGAACACAUGGUCAUCACUGAUCGCAUUGAAAACAUUGAUCACCUGGGUUUCUAUAUUUAUCGACUGUGCCAUGACAAGGAAACUUACAAACUGCAACGCAGAGAAACCAUUAAAGGUAUUCAGAAACGCGAAGUCAGCAACUGUGCUAUGAUUCGGCAUUUUGAAAACAAAUUUGCUGUGGAAACUUUAAUUUGUUCUUGAACAGGCAAGAAAAACAUUAUGGAGAAAAAUUUAAUACCACAGCAUAACCCCACCCUUUGUAUUUUGUGCAGUGAUUAUUUUUUAAAAUCUUCUUUCAUGUAAGUAGAACACAGGGCUUCACUGUUUUUCAUCUCAUUAACUCAAUUAAAACCAUUAUCUUUAAAAACUC